CUUUAUUACUUCCCUCACGCACUCUCAAGAGUCAACACUGCCAUGGCCUCGAACACACGUCUCCAAAUCAUUAUCUUCACCAUCUCCCUAUGCAACCUCUCUCUGAUGUCCUCUUCUUCAUGGAGGUCCCUAGAUACACAGACAGAUUACAGAAAAUGGGUGUCAUGGAACGUUGAAAACUAUCGAAAGAAGACUGCCCUCCAACCACAAUCCAUCAAUGAAACGCCCAGUGGUGGUGGGGGGAAAGCCCUGGACAUAAAGUUGAGCAAGGCUGAGAUGAACAAGGUGACAAUGACUGUUAGCCAAGAUGGCACUGCCGAUUACACCACUAUCUCUGACGCCCUUCACACCAUUCCACUGUACAACACUAGAAGAGUGAUACUUGUGAUAAAGCCUGGUGUUUAUAGGGAAAAGGUCACCGUCCCUAGAGCUUUGCCCUUUGUUACAUUUCUAGGGGAUGCUAGUGACCCGCCUACGAUUACUGGAAACGACACUGCGUCGGUCAUUGGAAGAAAUGGGGUGCCACUGAAGACCUUCCAGAGUGCAACUGUCGGAGUCGAUGCAAACUAUUUUGUGGCCAUCAACAUCAAAUUUGAGAACACAGCUCCCCAUGUGAUUGGAUCGGCCGGAGGCCAAGCAGUGGCACUUCGCAUCUCAGGGACAAAGGCUGCAUUUUAUAACUGUAGUUUUUAUGGCUCUCAAGACACUCUUUAUGACCACACGGGCCUUCACUAUUUCAACAAUUGCUUCAUCCAAGGCUCUGUUGACUUCAUUUUUGGCUAUGGCAGGUCCCUCUAUGAGAACUGCAGUUUAAACUCAGUAGCCAAGAAAGUGGCAUCCCUCACGGCCCAAAAGCGCAGCACUUCCUCGAUGGCAAGUGGGUUUUCCUUCAAAGACUGUGUGGUAACAGGGAGUGGCACGGUUUACCUUGGAAGAGCUUGGGGUGAUUACUCGAGGGUUGUCUUCUCUUACACAUUCAUGGACAAGCUUGUCCUUCCCCAAGGAUGGAGUGAUUGGGGCAAGAAAAAGCUGGACUCGAGAGUGUAUUAUGGAGAGUAUAAGUGCAGUGGACCGGGAGCCAACUUGACGGCAAGAGUGCCAUGGGCACAUAUGAUGACAGAUGAAGAGGCUGAGCCUUUUCUAGCGACUCACUAUGUGGAUGGAGAUACCUGGCUCAUUAGUCCAUAAGAAACUUCAGUUUCGAUUAUUGUUUGCCAUUACCAUUGCCUGCAAAUUUAGGCAAGGUCCAUGAAUUCUAAGCGUUCUACAUCGAUCCAUA
Vitis vinifera (wine grape) is the source of this 1279-nucleotide messenger RNA. RefSeq names its product probable pectinesterase 53. Bases 43 to 1188 code for a protein of 381 amino acids. The transcript has 5 exons. The record is from RefSeq and is a predicted model, not a curated record. Gene Ontology annotation, biological process: cell wall modification. Lineage: Eukaryota; Viridiplantae; Streptophyta; Magnoliopsida; Vitales; Vitaceae. Gene Ontology annotation, molecular function: pectinesterase activity.